Molecule: messenger RNA, 987 nt
Organism: Hyaloscypha bicolor E
Lineage: Eukaryota; Fungi; Ascomycota; Leotiomycetes; Helotiales; Hyaloscyphaceae
Exons: 3
Coding region: 1-987 (328 amino acids)
Source: RefSeq, a predicted model, not a curated record
AUGAUCUUGGUAGCUGGUUUUACAGCAGAGAAGUCUUUCUGGUGGGAUACACACCCAUGGCGAGAAGACUCACGCUUUGAACAGUCGAAACAAUACUCAAAAGCUGUUAUGAAGUCCCAUAGAAACAGGGAAUCCACCCUGGGAGCCCACCUUCAUGCCAAAGUCGAGUUGGUAUUCGGAAAACCCAACCAAGCUGCAGUCCUCGCCCAAUUCCGCAACGUCCUAGAGGAGUUGGUGCUUUGGGAUGAGAACCAAACGUCUCUAUACAUUCAAUUCUUCAGCAUAUCCAAACAAUUCAUUACUAGGAUUCUGGUCUUCGUUAACCAUCCCAUGUAUUACUUCUAUAAUAUUGUGCAAUCAGUGGGCAGGAAGAUGGACGAGAAGCUCAAGAUAGCAGCACAAUUAGCAAGAGUUACGCGAACGGAGAAAGAAGAGAUAUAUUUUGAGUGGAGGGCAUUAGACAGAAUGCAGAGGAAGGCAGAUCGGGCAGCCAAUGGCACUGAAUUCCCCAAGACCGUCGAAAUUUUAUGUCAUUCGAAUGAAGAGAAAUUGCAAAGGUUGUGGCAAAAAGGCUCUGAACGAGUUUUUGAGCUUCCUGUUAACGAUGUACCAUGGAUGAGAAGUGAUAAGAAGUUGUUGAAGAAGGAUCGAGACACUGUUAUUGUAAAAUAUAAUGAAUGGGCUAUAGAGCAAGAAGGUCGUACUCUGUUACUGACUACUGAGGAGGAGAUUGAGAAAGAGGAAGAGGCGCUUUUGCGGAGGGAGGAACGCUGGAAGAAAAACAAGGUGUACGAGGAUUUAUAUAUUGACGAGAGACGUUUCAGGGAUAGAGAGCCGGAGAUUCCCGCGGCUAAGGAACGGAAGGAAAGAGAGAUGUACUUGGAGUUACGGGGGAUGACUUUCUGGGGCUUAGUUCGCGAUAUUCCAGCAUAUCGGGAGCGUAACGAGCUUGGAAAUAAUACAGUUAUUUACCCUAAUAUAUACUAA